Messenger RNA from Vigna umbellata (rice bean), 1439 nucleotides. RefSeq names its product short-chain dehydrogenase reductase 2a-like. Lineage: Eukaryota; Viridiplantae; Streptophyta; Magnoliopsida; Fabales; Fabaceae. The record is from RefSeq and is a predicted model, not a curated record.
UACUGUCAUCAACCUUCAUUUCUUUCUGUGCUUUGAGUUUAACCUGAGAUCCAUAAAAGUACACACUCCACACCUCUUCUUCUUUUCUUCAGAUCUUCACACCAGUAGUAGCCAUGCUCACAACACUAACCAGGGUGUUCAAGCACACCACACCUAGCCAAUUUGCUUCAAAAAACGCACCAGAUUCUAUGCAACUAUGGUUGGUGAAAGAAGCAGGCUAGAGGGAAAAGUGGCAAUCAUAACAGGCUCAGCAAGUGGACUUGGCAAGGCCACGGCCCAUCACUUUGUCCACCAUGGGGCCCAAGUCAUCAUUGCUGACAAUGACACCAUCCUUGGCCCACAAGUUGCACAGGACCUGGGCCCAUCAGCCCGUUAUGUGGAAUGUGAUAUUGCUGUGGAGGCCCAAGUUGAAGAAGCUGUGAAUGUUGCCAUGGCCCACUAUGGCAAGCUGGACAUCAUGUACAACAAUGCUGGCAUCCCAGGCCCAUCGGUUCCCCCAAGCAUAGCAGAUCUAGACCUUGAUGAGUUUGACAAAGUCAUGAGAAUCAACAUAAGGGGAAUGCUUGCUGGUAUAAAGCAUGCAGCCCGGGUGAUGGUACCCAUGGGCUCAGGCUCCAUUCUAUGCACAUCAAGCAUAAGUGGGGUAAUGGGUGGGCUUGGGCCUCAUCCUUAUACCAUAUCAAAGUUUACAAUACCUGGGGUAGUGAAAUCUGUAGCCAGUGAGUUAUGCAAAGUUGGGGUGAGGAUCAAUUGCAUAUCACCAGCUCCAAUUCCUACACCUAUGGUUUUGGCUCAAAUACAAAAGUUUUAUCCUGGUUUACCCCAAGAACAGAUAGAGGGUAUUGUGAAUGGUUUUGUUGGGUUAAAAGGUGCUAAGUGUGAGGACAUUGAUGUGGCAAAGGCUGCAUUGUAUUUGGCAUCAGAUGAAGCAAAGUUUAUCUCAGGUCACAAUCUCAUAGUUGACGGGGGCUUCACCAGCUUUAAAACUUUCACAUUCCCUUCUCCAUAACUAACCUUAACAAACAAAAUCUUCAUCAUUGACUUUAGUUUUUAUGCACUCUCAGUGUAAAUCAACCAAUCAUCCAAAAUCAUGUUAACUAUUAAUUUAUGAUUGUAAGAGUGUAAAAUUUCUCUUUUCUCUUGUCAAUUUGUGUAAUGUUUUAUGGCAUGACUGGGUUAAGAAUAUGUUGGAGCAUUUUGUGUAUACAUGUUUUGAUCCAAUGCACCUAUUUUGAGAGUCACUAAAGUCCUUAGGAAGGACAGCAAAAGGGUGAUGAGAUGGGAUGAAACUUUUGUGUGGUAGUUGUUUAAGGCAUAGAGAUAGGGAUAAGAGUCCUACACAUAUCUGGCCUGACCCAAGAGAUGGUUGACAUGAGCAAGCUGUGGCCUAUAUUUGAUAAUUCUUUACAUUUAUUGUGAUGGGACAUAUGUGAUUGAAG